Bactrocera oleae (olive fruit fly) is the source of this 1337-nucleotide messenger RNA. NCBI's taxonomy places the organism in Eukaryota, Metazoa, Arthropoda, Insecta, Diptera, Tephritidae. The record is from RefSeq and is a predicted model, not a curated record.
UACCUUCAGUUACAGACGAGUUUCAGAGCAGUGCGGUUCGCAGCGAUCAUUGUAGAGUUGGCGAGAUAUCAUAAAAUAAAAAAGAAAUUGUGAAAGUUCAUUGAAAUACCGGAAAUACAAAUCUUACACAUACAAGUACAUAAAUAAGUACAUAAGUGGUAAAAAAAAAUUGUUGUUGAAUAAGCAAUAAUAUAAACCAAUAAAAUAUUAGCAACCGGAACACGCGCUAAUUUUCAUAAAAGUGCUGAGACAACUGCGUCGCAUUCAAGGAUAUAAAUAUAAAUAUAAAAAGCAAAAACAAAACUAAAAAACAGUGCGACAAAAUACAAAGAGAGUUGCAAAAUUAGAGAGCGAACGCAAGCAGCAGCCAACUAGCAACCAACACUAGCAACAUGUUGCAGCAACAUCAGAUGUUAACAAUGGCCAUCGCCAUGCUGUUUGUACUGGUGAACGUGGCGGCCGGACAACAGCUGAAGGGCAACCAAGAGGAUCCGUGCAAGGUGAAAGGACGUGUGGUUGGCGAUGAAGUCUAUUGUGACCGUUAUUGGGAGUGUGUCAGCAGUCAGCCCGAGCUUUACGAUUGCCCCAAUGGACUGGUCUUUGCCGGGAAGCACCGUGGCGUUACAGAAGGCUGUGAUUAUCCGUGGCGCGCCAACUAUUGCGAGGGCAAGCAAUUAGCGAAUGGUCCCCUAUCGACGGAACAUUGCGACUGGUUGUACGGCAUCUUCGGGCAUGAGACCUCCUGCACACGCUAUUGGACCUGCUGGAAUGGUACCGCCACGGAGCAGCUUUGCAUCGGCGGUCUGCUGUACAAUGAGAAUGCCCACAGCUGCGAUUGGCCGGAAAAUGUAGAUGGCUGUCAGAAGCAUCCUCUCUGCAAUGACGAUGCCAAUGGUAAUGUCCCAUUGGGUAAAUCCUGCAACCGUUAUUGGCAAUGCCAGGGCGGUUAUCCGCGCUUGCAACGUUGUCCCGCUAUGUUGGUAUUCGAUCGGCAUUCGCUGCGUUGCGUCGUACCACCGACGGAGGAGUGUGAUAUACCAACAACGCCAACGCCACUCGACGGCGAGGGAGAGAAUAACAAUGUUGGCGGCGGUCAGCUGUCCAAGGACGAACAGGAGCGAAAGUUAACUACUGUAAAAACAAACUCAAAAUUACUUCCACAACUCAAAUACCCGAGCAAGGAAUGUGCCAACAACAAGUGGGAGGACGCGCACAUGAAGUCGUACGUUAGCAUAAAAGCACGUUGCUUACUACCGAAACCAGUCAAGCGCUUGCCAAUGGCAGCGCAGCAGGUUGCCAGUUGCUUGGCAACAACAACAAUAGCAACAGCGGCAUGA